AUGUAUCUCUUCGCAUGGAUGAUCCUCACGUUCAUUUAUACUGUCGCCGCAGUCAGUUCGAUCUGGGUCCGUGUGAUAAAUCUUGUCGUUCUAGAUAUCGAAUUUCUCCUCCUGGCUUGCGUUAAUAUGGUAAAUAACUCGAGCAUACUUAUUGGAGGGAAUUGCUGGGCUUUAUUGUCGCCUUUCUUUCGACCUGGGCUGCCACCGCUGAGCUGUGGGAUAGCGAGCUAA
Trichoderma gamsii is the source of this 231-nucleotide messenger RNA. RefSeq lists its product as hypothetical. Bases 1 to 231 code for a protein of 76 amino acids. The transcript is spliced from 2 exons. NCBI's taxonomy places the organism in Eukaryota, Fungi, Ascomycota, Sordariomycetes, Hypocreales, Hypocreaceae. The record is from RefSeq and is a predicted model, not a curated record. Gene Ontology annotation, cellular component: membrane.